AUGCACAACCUCUACAUUCUCCUCGAUUUGGUUUUAACCAUGAAUUUGGCAAAUACGACCACUGUGGAUGAAAUAGACGAGUUUCUUCUUCGCUGCAAUGUUGUUAAGUUACUCUCCUGUAACAUGCAAUCCGACGGGAAUGGACUGGAAGUCAAUGGACGCAAGGAAGGGAAAUCAACUGGUUGUCAUAACGCCAGAGCGUCUAUGCCACUCAUUGUGAUCAUUUGCAUGGAAGGAGGUGAUUGUGUUGAUGAUAAGGCAGAUGAGGACAAGGAGGAGGAGGAGGAGGGGGAAAUAUUGGCAGUGUUGAUGUUAUUAGCGCACAAGAACUGUCUCCACCAAAACGACGUACCAUAUGGGCACAAAACAACCAUCAUGCUUCGCCUGCCCCUCCGCUUUGCGCGUAGCGGUGCUAGCAGCAAGGCCAUGAUGGACAAAAUGUUGCUGGUGGCAAAUGAUGGAGAAGCUGUUCGCCUGCUUCUGACUUUGUCCUGCGACUUGUGCUCUGGAGGUGCUUGCAAAUGA
Molecule: messenger RNA, 525 nt
Organism: Hydatigera taeniaeformis
Lineage: Eukaryota; Metazoa; Platyhelminthes; Cestoda; Cyclophyllidea; Taeniidae
Source: the annotation of a GenBank genome assembly